Molecule: messenger RNA, 488 nt
Organism: Vigna umbellata (rice bean)
Lineage: Eukaryota; Viridiplantae; Streptophyta; Magnoliopsida; Fabales; Fabaceae
Source: RefSeq, a predicted model, not a curated record
AGAUAAGGUUCACUACUGUUGGGGCUCGCAUGCCUAAAGGAGUUCUUCUUGUUGGUCCUCCAGGAACUGGGAAGACCCUGUUAGUCAAGGCUAUUGGUGGUGAAGCUGGUGUUCCAUUUUUUUCAAUAUCUGGUUCUGAGUUUGUUGAGAUGUUUGUUGAGAUGUUUGUUGAUGUUGGUGCUUCUUGAGUUCGUGAUUUGUUCAUGAAGGCCAAAGAGAACGCCCCUUGCAUUGUCUUUGUUGAUGAAAUUGAUGCUGUUGAAAGACAAAGAGGAACUGGAAUUGGUGGAGGGAAUGAUGAAAAAGAGCAGACCCUCAACCAACUUUUGAUAGAAAUGGAUGGUUUUGAGGGUAAUACUGGUAUCAUUGUCAUUGCAGCAACUAACAGGGCAGACAUUCUUUACUCUGCCUUAUUGAGACCAGGACGGUUUGAUAGACAGGUUACUGUUGAUGUUCCAGAUAUAAGGGGAAGGACCGAAAUUCUAAAG